ACCAGCCAGACUAAGACGUUGGUUCAUUUUGGGCCCCCGUUUUGACCGAAGACACAGUAGCAUAUCAAUUUCAGUUGGAGAUAGCUGUGAGUAGUGAGAGGGAGGAAGACAUAGACAUAAAGAAGGAGAAGUGAAGUGAUGAAUGCCCCAGAUCGUUACGAGCGUUUCGUUGUCCCUGAAGGCACCAAAAAGGUUUCUUAUGAGAGGGACACAAAGAUCAUCAAUGCCGCGUCCUUCACCAUCGAGAGAGAGGAGCACACUAUCGGCAACAUCCUCCGCAUGCAGCUUCACAGAGACCCCAAUGUGUUGUUUGCCGGAUACAAGCUUCCUCACCCUCUUCAAUACAAAAUUAUCGUCAGGAUACACACCACUAGUCAGUCUUCGCCAAUGCAGGCAUAUAACCAGUCUAUUAAUGAUCUGGACAGGGAACUUGAUCAUUUAAAGAGUGCCUUUGAGGCAGAGAUGUUGAAGUUUUCUAGGGACUAUUGAUUUACGGUCAAGAUUGAUGGUGUUGCAUUACAAACCCUGGCAGAUAUUGAGAUGGCGAAUCAUUUCUGCUAAAUGGAAUUUAAACAGGAUGCUUUUGAGUGUUUUGGGAGAUUUGUUAAAUAUGGAUGUGUCGGAGGAAUUUUAACAAUUGUGAUUUGUGAACAAUUACGAAGUUAACAAAAAUGCUUUAACAGGAGCAAUUGCAUCAUAUAAUGCUAGUUAUGUUAGCAACUAUUAGUAAAUAUCUGUCACAUGGAUCUUAUAUAUAAUGGUCUUAUUGUAGAAUUAUUUACUGUGCCAAGUAUACGCCGUUGAGGGCAUUGUCUGGUGACGAGCAAUCAGUUAUAUGGUUUGGAACUUUGGAUUAUUUUAGUAAAAUGGUUUAGAGAGUAGCCUUCCAUUGUUGGGGGUGUAA
This is a messenger RNA of Glycine soja, 904 nucleotides long. Its product is annotated as DNA-directed RNA polymerases II, IV and V subunit 11. The transcript is spliced from 5 exons. Gene Ontology annotation, biological process: transcription by RNA polymerase II. The coding region runs from base 139 to 489 and encodes 116 amino acids. NCBI's taxonomy places the organism in Eukaryota, Viridiplantae, Streptophyta, Magnoliopsida, Fabales, Fabaceae. The record is from RefSeq and is a predicted model, not a curated record. Gene Ontology annotation, molecular function: DNA binding; protein dimerization activity. Gene Ontology annotation, cellular component: RNA polymerase II, core complex.